AGUGUCGGACAUUUGUCGAUCGCUCGUAGGUCGGCUCUGCCGCACGGCUCCGACUCCGGGGGUUUUCUGGAAGCGACGGGUCAGAGGGCCCCGCUUUAUUUUUCUUGCUGGUGCGUCUCCUUGCUGCGGGAAAAAAUCUUGGCUCAAGAUUGAUAUCGACGGUUGCCGCUGGUGUGGGUGCCAAGAGUGUGAAAGAAUCUGGUCUCCCCGUUCUCAGCGGCUCCACUUCGUCGCCGAGAAACGCGGAGGGAAACUAGGUUUGGUUGGGGUUUGUGACGGUGCGAGUGCUUUUCUGAUCGCCUUGGAUUUCAGCGAAUGCCGGUAGGCUUGAUCGAGACGGCGGUGCUAGUGCGGCGGAAGUUAUGCGCUUUAGUCCGGGCUAGUCGUGAGGGCUGUGAGUGGUGAGAACAACGCCGACCAGCCGACGCCGAGGGUUUUCGCGACCAGACUCAUGGAUUCUCGUCGCUCGGCGCACCCCGUGGGGUCGACAGACUGCGCUCGCAGGACCCCGGCCCGGAUUUCGAUGCUCUUCUUCCUCCUCGGGACGUUCGCCGGAAUUUUCCUUCUAGCGUCACAAGGGUUUGCCGAGGCGCACAGCAGCCGGUCCAAGCACUACUCUCACCGGUCGAGGUUUUCGGGCCCGAGGGCACCGAGGGCACCAGACCCGCCCGAGCCGUCGCCGUUUUUCGACAACGGCACGUCGCGCAACGUGACCACAAGCGCCGGAAAAGCCGUGUUCCUGCCCUGCAAGGUCCGACAUCUCGGCGACCGAACGGUGUCCUGGAUCCGGCGCCGGGACCUCCACGUGCUGACGGUGGGGCGCUUCACGUACACGUCGGACCAGCGUUUCCAGACCAUCCACAUGGAGAACUCGGACUCGUGGAUGCUGCAGAUCCAGUACCCACAGAAGAAAGACGCCGGCGUCUACGAGUGCCAAGUCAGCACGCUGCCCAAGAUCUCGCGCUUCGUCACCCUCAACGUUAUCGUGAGCAAGGCGAGCAUUCCUGGUGGACCGACGCUCUACCUGAACAGCGGCAGCACGCUCAACCUGACCUGCGAGAUCAUGGAGAGCCCCAUGGCGCCGGACUUUGUCUUCUGGUACCACAACGGACGGGUCAUCAACUACGAGAUCAACAACAGGGGCAUCUCCAUACACACCGAGAAGCUGCCCAAGACCCUGAGCAGGCUUCUCAUCAGCAACGCUCAACCGCAAGACUCGGGAAACUAUUCGUGCGUGCCGUCCAACGCCGAACCCGCCGACAUCACUGUGCACGUGCUCAAUGGGGAAAACCCGGCAGCCAUGCAACACGGCAAGCACACAUCGUCUGCCAGCUGCCGUAGCCCCGCAUGCCUGACCACGCUUGCGGCCGCUGUGCUUCUCUUGGACGUGGCUCUGAGAUGGCGGUGACAUGCACACCCACUUCGAGCGUUCCGCCGCUGAAUCACAAAUCACCUUCGUCAAGACGCGCUCCUAAAAAAAAAUGUUUUUUGUUGGGGUUGCAUAGAAGUCCCCAACUGGUGCCGACAUUCCGUGCACCGGUGUGAUCGACUUGCAGUGAGUGGACCGCACACCUGCGCUCAUGACGUCCUGAACCGGAACCACGUGACACGGGUGACCGGAAGCACCUGCCCGAAGACACGUGACCGCGACGCACGCGCGGGCCCGGAAACACGUCACGUGGCAUUUGACGCUUCUGUCGCGGAAUUCCUAGUUAGAAAGGAUGAGUCGGUCCUUUACGGUCCUUCAAAAAAAAACUCUAGUCAGAUCGUUUGCGUCGAAACGACCUUGGGUGACUUCAAUGUGGAUCGAUGAUCUUUGCGGUCUCCCCAGCCCGUGUAGUGGACUGAGGGAGAGCUCGUGCGUUUAGUGACUCGCCAGACUCUUUUGGGUGCACGGACUUCAAAGGUGGUGAUCACAAAAGACAGUGACGGAGUUUGUGACGCCGUUGCGGUGUUGUAAGUUUGUUCUCGGGCGGUUUUUCUUUUUUUCUUUUUCGUCUUCUGUAUAUAGGAGGGAGGGAUUGUUGAAGCGAUGCUAGGAUGCGACGUACUUGAGUGACUGUUGGAGCGAGACAUACAAGAGCGUGAACAAAGUAACGCCUCCCGUUGGUUUUAGAAGGCGCGGAAUAGUAGAACACCUCAACGGGAUUUCCCAGGAUCUUCAGAUCACUGCUGUCAAACUUCACGGGUUCGUUUUUAUCCCUAAACUAGUCUUGACGGCGCGAGCGCAGUUAUAUACCAUUUAUGUUACAUUGUUAGUAUAUUCGAUGACAUGAAAAACGAUACCAAAUUAUAAUUUUUUAAUGUAUUUUAUAGGGUACUGCUCUGACCGGAGUUUAGGCACGUCUAUUGGGGUUGACCGUUUUAUGAUUGUAAUACACUUACCUCUUGACCGUGAGGGAAUUUUAUGAUUUGAUUUCUUUUAUAUAAUAUUUGUACUUUAUCUAUAAAGUCCUUGCAGCGGUGUGGGGGGCACAGAUGAGCGCGUGUCUUUAUAACAUGCUUUACACGCAUUCAUGUUUCAAGGAACAAACACAUUUUGCAGGGAGACGCCUUGACCUUGGGCCUUUGACAGCGCUGCCUGUGACCUCUAAGAUAAAGUAUACAAGUGUACAGUGUAUCGCAGCGUCAAAUAUAUUUUAAAUUUUGGUUUUAAUAUACAAGCCCCUUGGAGUUUCACUUUAAUGACUGCUGGAGUUUCACUUAAUGCUCGCUUAAUUUUGCUCCCAUUUUUUUCUUUGUGUACCUGGGCGUUAUACUGGUUUUGUUAUUACUGCCAUAGUUACGUAAGUUUCGCAAAUAUUUAUUGCCCUUUAACUUCGUAAAUUAAAACUUUGAAUUAAACUAAUGGGUUUAUAAUUUUAAUAAGAUUGAAAACCGCAAAAAAGGCGCGAACCAAGAAGGGGCACCAACGAUACAAGCGCCCGCUCGUGUCCUUUGUGCCUUUUGUGUCCCUGCCGUUUUUGAGCUUUUCAACAUAAUUUAGUUUGGUAUGUAUACUUUACGUGAACUUUUAAACAUAAACCGGAGAUUACGUGACAUAAAUUGUGUUGUAAGCACCUACGGGACACACACACAAACUAAUUUCGAGAAAAAGAAAAAAAACAAAAACGUAGUGAACAUUUCCCGUUUUACAACGUUGUUACUAUCAACCCGACCACUUGACCGUUGUAAAUAAAAGAAGUUUCUUUCAUCGUUG
Messenger RNA from Ixodes scapularis (black-legged tick), 3199 nucleotides. Its product is annotated as hemicentin-1. Bases 452 to 1408 code for a protein of 318 amino acids. Gene Ontology annotation, biological process: synapse organization. NCBI's taxonomy places the organism in Eukaryota, Metazoa, Arthropoda, Arachnida, Ixodida, Ixodidae. The record is from RefSeq and is a predicted model, not a curated record. The transcript has 5 exons. Gene Ontology annotation, cellular component: neuron projection membrane.